AUGAGGCAGAGAAGAUGGCUCGAGCUACUGAAGGAUUAUGACAUGCAGAUUCAGUACCACCCAGGUAAGGCAAAUUCCGUAGCCGACGCAUUGAGCAGGAAAUUAGUUGGAAGUUUGGCGUGCUUGACAGCGGUUUCGGUGGAACCGACCAUCAUGGAGGAAGUGAAGACCAGACAGAGGGAGGAUAAAUUCCUCAAGAAGGUAUUGGGAGCAGCAUCUAUGGUUAGCAAGGGAGGGAAGCAUCCGGGCCAGCUUAAAGAUGAUGUUGCAUCACCUGGCGGGACCACCAUUGCCGGUAUUCAUGAGUUGGAGAAGGGUGGGUUUCGUGGGAUCCUCAUGAAUGCUGUUGUUGCUGCCGCCAAGCGCAGCCAAGAAUUUUCCAAGAGAUAG
This is a messenger RNA of Camellia sinensis, 390 nucleotides long. The record is from RefSeq and is a predicted model, not a curated record. NCBI's taxonomy places the organism in Eukaryota, Viridiplantae, Streptophyta, Magnoliopsida, Ericales, Theaceae.